AUGAGUGAGGAAGGAUAUUCCAGCUCAGGUUGUGUACAUGAUGUUUGCGAAGAUCUUCUAAAAUACGCAAAUGAUGGGUACUUUUCGAUGUCAGAGAAGGCUGAAGAACUUCUUCAGGUCCUUUCUAAAGAGCAUCUACAGGCUCUGAGUAUAUGCAUCCAUGAAAUUGCCUCGGGAAACUUCUUUGGGCCUACACUUCCUUCUGUUGGCACUUAUUUUAUUGAUGGAAUGGUUAAUAGCCUUCCUACGGUGGCUCACAGCGACAUACUUCAGGGAAUGUAUGCAUCCAACCAUAAUGAACAGCAAAACAUUGUUGUUAAACAAAAGUCUUUGAGUUCAAAUACGAUUGCAUUCGAAGAUGGAGAAUUGAUUAACAGCUUGCAUUGCGUGCCUGGUGGCGUGAAAUUGACUGGUGGUGGUGAAGCUCUUCCGAUGAAACCGGUAUGCGAUAAUGACCUCAUGAUUAUUAGCUUUAAACGCAACAUUGGUGAAGAUCUGGGCAUCACAAUUGGACUCAAAGGGAGGGGACCAUCGGUGGGAUACGUACGCGACGUCUAUGUGAAACGUGUGAUGGUCGGUUCGCAGGUGGAGCGGUUCGGCCUCCUCGGCGAGGGCGACGUUAUCCGCGAGGUCAAUGGGGUCUCCAUCGACAAGCCGGAGACUCUACAGGAACAAAUAGCCAAAUCACCCCCAACCGUAACAUUGAAAAUCAUCCCCGCUCACAAGGAUCAUAAAGUCAAAUCCCAGCUCUACGUUCGGGCUCUCUUCACAUAUGAGCCAGAAAAGGAUAAUCUAUUACCCUGUAAGGAGGCAGGUCUCCGAUUUCAGUGCUAUGACAUCCUGCAAGUGCUUAACCAGUCAGAUCCCAACUGGUGGCAGGCUCGCCACUACGACUCCAAUGAACAUGCUGCCCUCAUACCCUCCGAUGCCCUGGAAGAAAGGCGCAAAGCUUUGAUUGAAAGUCUCCCCGAGGCUAACACCUUUAGCUACAAGUUAUUUAAGGGACUCGUAAGCAGCCAAAAAACAAAAAAGGUGGGUCACUUUACUAAGGUCAUUUUCAAAGCCAAGGACUUCGAAACCUUCGCAUCCAAAAAUGUUUGCGUAUAUGAAGAGGUGGCGCUGAUAUCAGGAUUUCAGAGGCCUGUUAUCUGUCUGCUCGGAGCUCCGGGUGUGGGGAGACAGACGCUUCGCGACAUGCUUAUCGAAGACAAUCCUGAAAGAUAUGAACUAGCCAUCCCCUAUACAUCCAGAGAGCGUCUCCCAGGCGAAGAGGACGGGGUAGAUUUUUUUUUUGAAAAAGCUCAGAAAAUGAAAGCCGGCUAUCAACGAAAUCACUUCAUUGAGUUCGGAGAGUCGGAUGGGAUAUUUUACGGCACGAAGGUAAAGACCCUGCGACGAAUUGCACAAUCGGGAAAGACGUGCCUUUUAGACUGCAGUCCAUCUGCUGUCAGUCGUAUUCGCACAGCUGAGUUCAUGCCCUUCGUUGUCUUCCUCGCUGCACCCUCCUGCACCUGUAUGAAAGCCAUGUACGAGUACGGCCGCAGCAUGGGUCUUACAGAGGCUUGGAAGCGCGUAUGUUCAUUCUCCUACUCUUUUAGCUUAAUCGAGUAG
Molecule: messenger RNA, 1611 nt
Organism: Hydatigera taeniaeformis
Lineage: Eukaryota; Metazoa; Platyhelminthes; Cestoda; Cyclophyllidea; Taeniidae
Source: the annotation of a GenBank genome assembly